ACUGUCCCUCUCCCCUCUCUCCCCCCACUCUCCUCCACUCUUCCGACCUUCCUCUCUUCCCUCCAUCUCUCGCUCUCUCUUUCUCUGUUCCCCCACCCCCACCCCCCCUCCACUCUCGCAGGAGAGUUUGGGGAGGUGUGCCGGGGUCGCCUUAAGCUACCCGGAAGAAGGGAGAUCAUCGUGGCCAUCAAGACGCUGAAGGUCGGUUAUACCGAUCGUCAGAGGCGGGACUUCCUGUCCGAGGCGUCAAUCAUGGGCCAGUUCGACCACCCCAACAUAAUCCGCCUGGAAGGCGUGGUCACCAAGAGUCGGCCAGUCAUGAUCGUCACAGAGUUCAUGGAGAAUGGAGCGCUAGACUCUUUCCUCCGGCUUAACGACGGCCAGUUCACGGUGAUCCAGCUGGUUGGCAUGCUGCGUGGCAUCGCAGCGGGCAUGAAGUACUUGUCAGACAUGAACUAUGUGCACCGAGACCUAGCCGCCCGCAACAUCCUGGUCAACAGCAACCUCGUGUGCAAGGUGUCCGACUUCGGACUGUCUCGGUUCCUCGAGGACGACCCCGCAGACCCCACCUACACCAGCUCACUGCGUCCAGCUGGAGUCACACCAUCCAUCAAUCUGUCGCCUCCCCGCCCCUCCGUAUCACCUUUCCUCUUCCCCUCCGCAUUCCUCUCAUCUCCCCCCUUUUAUCCUCCGUCCUCCGCCGAGACCCACAUCCUCGUCGCCCCCACCACCACCACCGCCCUCCCCCGGACCUGCCUUAACCUCAAGUUAGCGCGGGCCCCAAAAUCCAUCAACCCCCUCGCCAUGCGGCCUGCCUCGGCCUCCCCCAUCCCUCCACUCCGGGGGUUGCCGGUGAAGAAUUAG
This is a messenger RNA of Osmerus eperlanus (European smelt), 864 nucleotides long. RefSeq names its product ephrin type-B receptor 3. NCBI's taxonomy places the organism in Eukaryota, Metazoa, Chordata, Actinopteri, Osmeriformes, Osmeridae. The record is from RefSeq and is a predicted model, not a curated record. Gene Ontology annotation, cellular component: plasma membrane; dendrite. Gene Ontology annotation, molecular function: transmembrane-ephrin receptor activity; ATP binding. Gene Ontology annotation, biological process: axon guidance; protein phosphorylation; ephrin receptor signaling pathway. The annotation marks the transcript as partial. The transcript has 3 exons.